Molecule: messenger RNA, 694 nt
Organism: Humulus lupulus (European hop)
Lineage: Eukaryota; Viridiplantae; Streptophyta; Magnoliopsida; Rosales; Cannabaceae
Exons: 1
Coding region: 233-493 (86 amino acids)
Source: RefSeq, a predicted model, not a curated record
CCACAGUUUUCUCCCAAACGGGAGGUGAAGUAGUGUCUAGUUUUCCUCUUCCUUUUAUCUUUCUUCAAACCAAACUCCCUCACAUACUACUCCUCUAUAUAAGUUCAUAAACUUUCUUAAACUCCACUCAACACAAUCGCAAGAACCCAAUUACUUAUCUCUCUCUUUUGUCAACUCACAACACAACUUUCCCACAUUCAAUUUGAUCAGUCUAUAUUAUUCGAGAGCAAAUAUGAGUUCAACAAGCAAAGCUUGGGCAGUGGCAACAAGCAUUGGAGUAGUGGAAGCUUUGAAGGACCAAGGUGUCUGUAGAUGGAAUUCUGCUCUGAGGUCAAUUCAGCAGCACACAAAGGCCAAUCUCAGAUCAUAUUCUCAGGCCAAGAAAAUCCCAGCUCAAUAUUCUAACAACAUCUCCGAAGAUGAGAAGUUGAAGAAAUCUGAGGAAUCUCUUAGGACCGUCAUGUAUUUGAGUUGCUGGGGUCCCAAUAAUUAGGCUCUCAUAUUCAUCUUUUUUGUAGUAUAUAUUUCCAAUUUUAUAUAGAAAUAUAAAUUAUAUGGACACAUGAUUUUGAGUUUUACCACAUCAAGUUUUCCAUAAACAUAUAAAGUAACAGAACAAUUAGGUUUGAUGAAAGAAUAUUCCCAUUGUAAUAAAUAAAUAAAUAAAAUAAUGGAAUAAUAGAUUUGAUGAGAA